GAGAGAGAGAGGCAGUGUACUGUACUGAAAGCGGUGUAAUUCUGACCUAUGUUCCAUUAGCCUAUUACUGCCCGAAGGCAUAGUUACCGCGUCGGUCUGACUGACUGUAGCAGAGUCGCCGUGGACCCACUAUCCUACUACAGUCUCUCCAUCCCCACUGCACGUCCUUUCUCUCAUUGUCUGCGCAGGGUAAUGGAUUUGGAACCUUCAGCUCCCGGAGAGCACGCCUCUCUGUACCUUCACUGAGACAGCGCAACCUGCAGUGACCAGCGCCAAGCUACACCAGCACCAGGGGACCAAUCAAUACAGGAAGCCCUAGAGGGAAAAGAAAAGCAUACACAGAAACGAAAUACGUCGCGGAGGAGGCAGUCAUAAUGAAGCGCCACCAUGUCUAAGGCCACGGUGAAGAAGCUGCACUGGCGCUCCAAGGUGCAGGAGAGCUUCGUGCCGCUGGGCGGCGGCUCGGGGGAGCUGGGCGUGGCCAUCGGAGGCGGUGCUGACUACGGAGAGUUUCCAUUUGUCACAGCAGCACCGGGGGGAGGGGCUACGGUUGGCGACGUCAUCUUGGAGAUCGGGGGCACGCCUGUCCUGGGGAUGACCCUGGGAGACGUGAGAGGGGUCCUCAACUCCUGCCCCCACCCCAUCCGCAUCAAAACUGUCUCUCCAGGUUCCACGCUGUGUAAGGACCUGAGGUUGUAUCUCAGUAAGUGCUUCACUCCUGGCUCCAUGGACAGCCAGCUGCAGCAGGUCAUCAGGGAGAAUCUGUACCUGCGCGCCGUGCCCUGUACGACGCGGCAGCCCCGUGAUGGAGAGAUCUCUGGGGUGGACUACAACUUUGUCUCCAUCGAGGAGUUCUUCUCCCUGGAGGAGUCUGGAGCCUUGCUGGAGAGCGGCAAGUUCAAGGGGAACUACUAUGGUACACCACGACCAGUCCACAUUGGCCCAGAGAGCCCACCAAUCACGUACCAGGAGCACCGCAACCUGCUCCGGAACUUUAGAACACGCAGCAAGUCUCUUAGCAACCUGGAGAAGGCUGUGGAAGAAGGGGAAAACAGUGAGGAGGACUCUGGCCUCUCAGCGGGCUCGGUGGGAGCUGGCAGUGCGCCCCCUACUGCCCUGCCCCUCAGCCAGUCAUGGGAGUCGGGGGUCAGGGACGGCAGCGGGGCGGAAAACGGAGCCAGCGGCACGCUCAGCAGGGCGGGCAGCACCAGGGGGGUGGCGCUGCCCCAGAACUGGGAGCUCGCCUUCAGCGACUCAGGAGAACCAUACUACAUUGAUCACAACUCCAAGACCACCAGCUGGUUGGAUCCCAGGGCUCAGAGCAAAGAGAUCGUCAGCAAGACAGAGUUGCCUGAGUUUACAGACCAGCCAGCAGAACUUAAGGGCUAUUCCAUCCACACGCGUCUGUCUAAGGGCCCUCGAGGGUUUGGCUUCAACAUCGUAGGAGGCAGCAGGCCCAGGGAGUUCUUACAGGUGUACAGUGUUACACCAGGAGGACCCCCCGCACUCAACACAGCUGAUCUCCUGGUCUACAUCAACGACAACUGCGUCCUGGGUCUGUCCCACAAGGAGGUGGUGGAGAUGCUCAAGUCCGUCCCCAUGGGCCACAGCGUGGACGUGGUGCUUAGGCGGGGCUACCCCAUGCUCUACAACCCAGACGGCUGCCCUAAAAAGCCCCCCGACCCCCCCUCAGCCUCGGCCUCCUCCUCCGAGCCCUCCACCCCCGCCGAGGCCCCCCACCCCCCCGGCUUGGCUAACCUCAACCGCGCCCUCCCAAUUCACCACCAACACAACGCCAACUAUUUCAGAGGGGGAGGAGCCUCUGGGCUGGAUGCCAAUGGGAAUGCGGCCUUGGCCCCUCCCUCUUAUGCUCCUCUGACCAAUGGGCUUCCUGGGCCUGGCCCAGGCUCCUCCCACAGCAGGGGUGUGCCCCCCCCUCCUCCACCAGAAAGGUCUUCAGCCAGUCAGAGUGAUUCUGAUGGGGCCUCAGUGGGUGGCAGUCACAGCAGGUCGUCUCUGAUUCGCUAUAACAGCAGCACUCUCCCUGCCCAGAGCUCCAAGUCGUCAGAGAGUGACCUCUCCACCAUCGCCCUGCCCAUCUCCAAACUCCCCCUGUCCCAGCCUGAGACUGGAAGCUCCACGCCCCCCGGGGGUCCCUGCCAGCGACCCCCUAUGCCCCAAACCUCCCUCGCUCUCAGCCCCCCCACUGAGGUGCCCCCAUGUGGCUUUAACGGUUGCCCUGCCAACAACCACCCUCCCAGGGGGAACUCCAGCACCCUGCCCUCCCCAGGGUCCAGCUCUGGUGCCGGGGCCGGGGCCGGGCCUGGGGUCGGGCCUGGGCCUGGGGUCGGGCCUGGGCCUGGGGUCGGGCCUGGGCCUGGGGUCGGGCCUGGGCCUGGGGAGCUGGUGCCCAUAGCUUUGGGCAGGAGCGAGGGCGGGGGGAUGGGCUUCAACAUGACAGCAGGGGGGCCGGGGGGGCAGCUGGCCCUGGUGAAGAGGGUGUGGGACAGGCGGCAGUGCCCCUCCCUGCAGCCAGGGGACACCAUCGUCAAGAUCAACGGAGCGGACGUCCAGGGCCUCAGCUUCACCCAGGUCCAGAGAGUUCUGCAGGACCACACCAAGCAGGGAGACGUGGUGCUGCUGGUCUACAGAGGGGGAUCCCACUCGCUUGUCUCCCCCAACCUCUACAAAUCCCCCUCUUCCCCCCCUGGCCCCCCUGGCCCAUCAGGCCACGCCUCCUCCGACAUGCCUUCCUCAGCCUCAGAUGCCUUGCUGCCCCCCCACCCUCACCCUAAUCCCAACCUCCACCCCCCCGGGAGCCUGGCCCCUCCCACCCCGGCCGCAGAUCCCUCCCUGGUCCAGAGCACCAGCUUCCUGGACUCUAUCCCUGUUACCCUGACGCUGGAGCCCAGGGACUGGCAGGGGGUGGAGGAGAGUGCCGGGGGUCCCCCCCCCUCCAGGAGCUCGUCCCUGGGGGCCGUGGCUAAAGGACAGGUGGACAGCCGAGGAGGGCCGAAGCCCCUGGAGGUGGAGCUCAGGAGACGACCUGGGGAGGGCUUCGGAUUCGUCAUUGCCUCUCAAGACGUGGCCAAUGGUGCCUCAUCCAUGCUGUCUCACCGCUUUGUGACGGUGCGCCGGGGCAGCCCUGCGGCCCGGAGCGGCCACAUCCGGCCAGGGGACCAGCUGGAGGCUGUGGAGGGGCGCUCCGUGGUCACGCUGCCUCACCGAGACCUCGCCCAGAUCCUCCGCCGAGCGGGAAACACACUCCGCCUCACCAUCAUCCCCCGGUCACACACAAACCCCUCCAGUGUGUCAGAAGCUGCAGAGCUGGACCCUGAUGGCAGGGUCAGGAAAGGUCACAGGGGCAAGCCAAAGCAGGAGUCUAAAUUCUACAGUGUGGAUCUGGAGCGGGGGCCCACUGGUUUUGGUUUCUCCCUGAGGGGGGGCAGUGAGUACAACAUGGGGCUCUACGUGCUGGGCCUUAUGGAGGGGGGGCCUGCCUCGCGCUCACACAAGAUCCAGGUGAGUGACCAGCUGGUGGAGAUCAAUGGGGACAGUACGGUGGGGAUGACCCACAGCCAGGCGGUGGAGCAGAUACGCAGGGGGGGGCACCGCAUCCACCUGGUCCUCAAGAAGGGCAACGGUUACGUCCCUGACUACGUGGAGCUGUCCAGUCUGUCUCUGUGUAUGACCAACUCCAAGCAAGGAGAGCCCUGUUUCUAUGUCAUCGGCAGGACAGAGAAUACGCGACCAUGAGUUCGGGGCCGUCGCCUCCUCCCCCUCCUCCCACCCAGAGGAGUCGGGUGUGGAUCCAGUAACCUUAGAUAAGAGUCGCUCGCUGCCCAGGUCCAGACCCAGCACUGACCUCGGGGAGGCCAGGGGAGG
Osmerus eperlanus (European smelt) is the source of this 3885-nucleotide messenger RNA. It is a transcript of the gene magixa, whose product is annotated as MAGI family member, X-linked a. Gene Ontology annotation, biological process: signal transduction. Gene Ontology annotation, cellular component: cell-cell junction; cytoplasm. Gene Ontology annotation, molecular function: protein binding. The transcript is spliced from 18 exons. The record is from RefSeq and is a predicted model, not a curated record. NCBI's taxonomy places the organism in Eukaryota, Metazoa, Chordata, Actinopteri, Osmeriformes, Osmeridae. The coding region runs from base 388 to 3756 and encodes 1122 amino acids.